Aspergillus japonicus CBS 114.51 is the source of this 1890-nucleotide messenger RNA. Its product is annotated as Hsp90 co-chaperone CDC37. Lineage: Eukaryota; Fungi; Ascomycota; Eurotiomycetes; Eurotiales; Aspergillaceae. Gene Ontology annotation, biological process: protein folding; protein stabilization. Gene Ontology annotation, molecular function: heat shock protein binding; protein kinase binding; protein-folding chaperone binding. Gene Ontology annotation, cellular component: cytoplasm. The coding region runs from base 258 to 1724 and encodes 488 amino acids. The record is from RefSeq and is a predicted model, not a curated record. The transcript has 2 exons.
UGGUCGAGAGCAUUCGAUGGGUGUUGAAGCAACAGUCUGUGCUUGUUGCUGUGGUUGCGCUCGAUUGAUUUAUUUUCCUGCUGGACCAAAGCAACCUACUUUCUGAUCUGGAAUUCUCCACCUCGAUCACAACCAUACCGAACCAGGCUGUGUUUUGCAGUACUGUACUAGUUUAAACCGUUGCUGUUUUGCUGGCUACCCCACCCCCACCUCUCCUUAACUAUACCUCCUUGAACAUCUGCACCACUCAACCCACCAUGGUUCUCGACUACAGCAAGUGGGAUGCUCUUGAGCUGUCAGAUGACUCCGAUAUUGAAGUGCACCCCAAUGUCGAUAAGCGCUCUUUCAUCCGAGCCAAACAGGCUCAGAUCCACCAGCAGCGUGUGCAGCGCCGUCAUGAGAUCCAAACCUUCAAGUAUGAGCGCAUAAUCAACGAUGGCUUGCUCGCCCGCAUCGACAAGCUUCUUACACUCCUGAAGCAAAAUGAAGGCUCUUCCAAGAGCCCCGAGGAAUUCGUCUUCCAGGCUUUAAUGGAGUUUGCCAGUGACCCGUCAGAGGACCUGCCUCCCCCACCGCCGGAAGGAGUCCACACGCAAGAGAAGGAACAACCCAAGUAUUCUCAGAUGAUGGGUGCUCUGGUUGAUCAGGUGAAGAAAGAAAUCGGUGAAGUCAGUGACGAUAAGCUUUUCUCGGAAUACAUCAAGGGCGUGCAGGGACAUAAGGAUAAGGUGCAAGGUCUACAAAAAGAGCUUCACCAAAGACUUGCACAACUGGAGAAGGAGGAGAGUAGCAAGAUCACCAGUGACCAGCUACACACUGGUUUUGACACUUCGCAUAUCGCCAAGGGAGGCCAAAUCCAGGGCCAGGGCUCGUCGGCGAAGACCCAGACCGUCGAGCUUUUGAACCCCGGGGCUUCAGCUGGUGCUUCACCUCAGGCACCUGCCGCCGAUGAUGAGGAUGAGGAUGAGGAUUCAGAGGAUAUGAAGGCCAGUGACCUAGCCAAGCGGUUUGCAAAGAUCGACCGCGGCGAUUACCGCGCUUUGUUACAGUUCAUCUCCGCGAACCCCCAGAUCGUCGCCGAGAGAGAGACCGAUGGCCUCCUUGUGGAGGCCUUCAAUAGCCAGAUGGAAGGCAAGGAUGAGUAUGCCCGUCAAUGUGUCCACCAGGCAUUGCUGUUGCAAUAUUGCCGGUCCCUCGGUCGCGACGGCAUCUCUCUAUUUUUCAAACGUAUCACAACGGCAGACCACCAGGCCGGAACCCUUUUCCGAAAUGACGUGAACGAGACCUAUAACAAGAUCAAGACGCGUGCUGCACAGCUCGCCAAGGAUGGCUCUGCAUCUAACGAUCCGGCUGGUGUGGAGCAGAUCCAGUUGCAUGCGGUUGACCCCAACACCAAGAUCAGCAUUGCUAUUCCUGCAGCCGAGAGUCAGGAUCCCAUUGAGGUGGAGGCGCGCAAGGUCUUCGAGUCCUUUUCGAAGGAAAUGCAGAACGCGUUGGCAUCGGAGUCUCUGGACGAAGUCAAUAAGGUUCUUGGAGAAUUGAGCGUUGAAGAGGCGGAGGAUGUCGUUGAAAAGCUGGGACAAUUCGGCAUGCUAAGUCUUGAGGAGGGCAUUGUCGACGCCACGACUGAAGAAGGUCGGAAGAAGUUAGAAGAAAUCGAGGCGGAGAACAAGAGGGAGAAGGAGAUAGGUGAGCCAGGAGGUGACAUCACCGAGUUGGAUUGAGUAGUGUGAAUGUACAGCCUACAUGUCAUUGAAAAAGGUCUUUAUGUCCAAUUGUCAUCAUCUGAACCCAGACCGGCAACUAUGCUAUUAUUCUGAUCGCCUACUUUCCACACACUGCACUUACUAGCUCAAAGCCAUCACAGCUUCGACAUGCAAUAGUCUCCGG